Molecule: messenger RNA, 1161 nt
Organism: Ogataea parapolymorpha DL-1
Lineage: Eukaryota; Fungi; Ascomycota; Pichiomycetes; Pichiales; Pichiaceae
Product: Phospho-2-dehydro-3-deoxyheptonate aldolase, phenylalanine-inhibited
Exons: 1
Coding region: 1-1161 (386 amino acids)
Biological process (GO): aromatic amino acid biosynthetic process
Cellular component (GO): cytoplasm
Molecular function (GO): 3-deoxy-7-phosphoheptulonate synthase activity
Source: RefSeq, a predicted model, not a curated record
AUGCUGACCAACCAGGCGCCAACCGCAUCCCACAGCAGAAUGUUCAUGGAAAAUCCACAUGUUGGAGACAGAUCCCGUCUAGAGGACUGGAGAAUUAGAGGUUACAAUCCACUAACUCCUCCAGAUCUUCUUCAACAUGAAUACCCACUGACCAGCAAAUCUGAAAAGAACAUCUUGGAAGGAAGAGAAGAUGCCUGUAAUAUUCUCAAUGGAAAAGACGACAGACUUUUGGUAGUUAUCGGACCAUGCUCCCUUCAUGAUCCCGAGGCUGCUCUUGAUUAUUGCAACAGACUGUCAGCUUUCAAAGAGAAAGUCAAAGGAGAACUGCACAUUGUUAUGAGAGCAUACCUCGAAAAGCCUCGUACUACUGUCGGCUGGAAAGGUUUGAUCAACGACCCAGAUAUUGAUGGAUCUUUCAACAUCAACAAGGGACUCAGAAUCGCCAGAGAAUUAUUCGUCAGACUCACAGAAAAGCUUCCGAUUGCUGGUGAGAUGUUGGACACUAUUUCUCCUCAAUUCUUGAGCGAUUUGUUUUCUGUUGGUGCUAUUGGAGCUCGUACGACGGAGUCCCAACUACACAGAGAACUGGCGUCGGGUCUGUCUUUCCCUGUUGGUUUCAAGAAUGGAACGGACGGCUCGCUAGGCGUGGCCGUCGACGCUAUGCGUGCUGCCGCCCACCCCCACCACUUUUUAUCGGUUACCAAGCCAGGUGUCGUUGCCAUUGUUGGUACGGAAGGAAAUAAGGACACUUUCAUCAUCCUACGCGGUGGUAAGAAGGGUACCAACUACGACGAACAAAGCGUAAAAGAGGCAGAGCAAGCAUUGAGCAAGGCCGGCAUUCUUAAAGAGGGAGAAGCCAGAAUCAUGGUGGAUUGCUCCCACGGGAACUCUUGCAAAGACCACCGUAACCAGCCAAAGGUCGCAGCUGAAAUUUCCCGCCAGCUCAAAAAUGGUAACACCACCAUCUGUGGUGUCAUGAUCGAAAGCAAUAUCAACGAAGGAAGACAGGACGUGCCACCACUCGAAGAAGGAGGAAAAGACUGUUUGAAGUAUGGCUGCUCCAUAACUGACGCUUGUAUUGGCUGGGAAAGCACUGAGGAAGUGCUGGAGAUGCUAGCCGAGGCCGUGAAAGAACGCAGAUCGCUCAAGAACAAAAACUAA